This is a messenger RNA of Soboliphyme baturini, 516 nucleotides long. Lineage: Eukaryota; Metazoa; Nematoda; Enoplea; Dioctophymatida; Soboliphymatidae. The record is from the annotation of a GenBank genome assembly.
AUGCAGAAUACAGACAAACCAUGCACUCGAUCAAAUUCUUUGAAUUUAUUUUUAAGUCAUUUCGAUAAGCUCUACAUGGGAAAGACUGAGCAGAGACACCCUCUGAUAGUUACUGCAGUAUGUCUGAUUCGGAGACGUAUCGUUACUCUUUAUUUCUUUAUUUCUGUAGGCGUUGGUAGCGACAGAAAUGAUGUCAAGCGUUACAGGAGUGGUGGCGGCGGAGACGAGCCAUUCGUGGAAACCAUAUACGAGCCGGUGCAGUCAGAGGACUCGUGUAAAAUCGUGUCCGUGUGCGUUUCGCUGCCGAUCGUCAAGCAGCCUGGCGUGUACUACUUUCCGGCAUGCAUUGACAUCGCACAGUGCCUUGGUGGCUGCUGCAAAAGCUCACAGCAGUGUCAUCCAACGUCAGCGGACCCGCGAUAUCAUCACGACAUAAGUCGGCCUGAAAAUGACAUAGUUUGCAACAGGAAGUUUACUCAUAAGGUUAUUAAAACUCCACGGAAAAUCAUUCGCUGA